AUGGCGGAUGUUCUCCACAAAGCGAUAAGAGCUAUGUCAAUUGAGGAUGAAGAGGAACCUCUCACGCUACCAGACGAACCCCGAUUUCGCGUUUUUGAUGAGAAUGAGACAAGCCUUUUAGAGCGCUUGCUCAAUCCGGACUAUCAAUCCAUGUCUCGAAUGAUAGAGUAUAUGAUGACGGCGUGGAGAGUCUACGAUCGUUUUCAAGGGAUUGCGCUCUCAAGGGAUAGAUUUCAGUUUAUUUUCCAGAGGGAAGAGGACUUGCAGACUGUACUCAAAGACCGUCCUUGGUCUUACAAUCAUUGGACUAUAGCCCUUGAGAGAUGGACGGCUAACCCUCCUGAUGAUUUCUUGAAGAUGAUGGAUCUAUGGAUCCGUAUAAGGCAUAUUCCGGUGAACCAUUUCACUAGUGAUACUAUGUAUCGCCUUGCUUCAGAGGUGGGCAAAGUUGAUGUCAUUGCCUACGACCCUAAGGUCUCUCAGACUAAGGAUUACAUCAGAGCUAAAGUGUGUUUCAACCUGGAGAACCCGGCCAAGGCAUCUAGGAAGAUGAACAUCAAAUCAGGGGGUACAGUGAUCACAGAAUUUGAGUAUGAGAAAAUUCACAAACGAUGUUUUCACUGUCUUCGCCUCACCCAUGAGAAGAUUCGAUGCCCUUUGCUUCGUCAGGGAAAUAUUAAAGAUAAGCAAGCUCAGGAUGUGCAACAAGGUAGCAACCAAGCCGCUCAAAUUGCGAAACCGUUGAUGAUAGCAGAGGGUCCUCCGGGGUUUCCUCCAUUGUUCCCUGAGCUAUCAAAACAGGAUCAAAAGAUGGCUAUGCUAUAUAUCUCCCAUGCUAAUGAAACUGAGCGCAGAGCCAUGAUUAAGAGAGUUAAGCAAGGGAUAGCAGAUAGCACUAUAGAGACCUCGAUACGCCUUACCAAAAUUACUAAUGAGUUGGAUAAGGGUAAAGGCCACCACCUGCAACAAGAUGAAAAGGAAGUCAUCUCCUCCUCCCUCUUCCUAAGAAACCAAAAUCCCAAAGUUCAUAGAACCUACGGUGGCUUCCGUAUUGAAGCCGCUGCUUCCCCAAUGAGCAUCUUGAGUUGGAACUGUCAAGGAGCAGGAAGCACCGAGACAGUUCAGCAAAUACGGGAGUAUCGUCGCAAAUAUUUCCCAGAUUUCUUGUUCUUGAUGGAAACAAAACAAAAGUUUGAGUAUGUUAAUGGUUUGAGGAAAAGCUUGGGUUAUGAUCAGUUGAUUACGGUGAAGCCGGAGGGUUUAAGUGGUGGUCUUGCAGUAUUGUGGAAAGAUAGUUAUCAGGUGGAGGUGUUGGCUACAGAUAAAACAAUUAUUGAUUUGAAGGUCUCUUUGGGAUCGACAUUCUUUUUCUUAACAUGUGUCUAUGGCGACCCGGUUAAGGCCAAGAGACGGGAGGUCUGGGAUCGACUGGUGAACAUUGGUUUGAGGAGAGAUGAAGCUUGGAUGCUGGCUGGCGACUUUAAUCAGCUUCUCUCUAAUGAGGAAAAAAGUGGAGGUGUUGUACGAGAAGAAUCAAGUUUUUGGGAUUUUAGAGACAUGGUUCAAAAUUGUAAACUUAAGGAAAUUUGGCACACUGGAAAUUGGCUCUCUUGGGCUGGCUGGAGAGAUAAAGUAUGGGUACAGUGCAGGCUGGAUAGAAGUUUCGGAAAUAGUGAAUGGUUCUCACUGUUUCCUCGCUCUAAUAUGGAGUAUUUGGAAUUAUGGGCUUCUAACCAUCACCCAAUUAGAAUCUGCUUUGCUCUUGAACGAGAUGAUCCGACAAGGAGUAGGUUCUUCUUUGAUAAAAGGUUGCUUUCCAGAAAAGGGUUUGAAGAUCUAGUACGUCGGAGCUGGGAAGGUGACAGUGAGACUCACUCUUGUACGAUGGAUCGAAUUGUUCGGUGCAGACGUAAGAUCAUGGAGCUGAAGAAACGAGCGAACCUCAACUCUAGGCAUAAAAUCGUGCGGCUGAGAACCUUACUAGAACAGGAAGUAGCAAAGAUAUCUCCUGCGUAUAGGCUGAUGCAGAAACUUAAACAGGAGCUUGCGGCUGCACUUCGAGAGGAGGAACUGAUCCAGAACAGAAUUCUUAUGUUACUGGAUGACUCUGAUCAAGAGCAUUUCUCUGAAGGGGCCAAGGGUAACAUCGCUGUGGAGUUUUUCAGAGACUUGUUAACAAGUUCCAACCCCUAUGACUUAGAAACUUUGUUUCACGGUUUCAACAAUAGGGUGACAGAUGCCAUGAAUGUGCACCUUACUGCUCCAGUAUCAUCGGAAGAGAUCAAAGCUGCAGCUUUCAGUGUUAAAGGUAAUAGCGCACCAGGAGAGGACGGCCUUACGGGAAUCUUCUACCAUAAGUUCUGGCAUGUAGUAGGUCCUUCGUUGUCAGCAGAAAUCAGCCAGUUCUUCAACACAGCGAUCAUACCGGAGGGUUGGAAUCAUACCUAG
Molecule: messenger RNA, 2448 nt
Organism: Brassica oleracea var. oleracea
Lineage: Eukaryota; Viridiplantae; Streptophyta; Magnoliopsida; Brassicales; Brassicaceae
Exons: 3
Coding region: 1-2448 (815 amino acids)
Molecular function (GO): catalytic activity
Source: RefSeq, a predicted model, not a curated record